GCCGCCUAAAGGAAUAGCGAGUGGGCGGCGAGCGCGCGGCUAUCUGGGUCUCGCCGAAAGCGCACUGCGGGCGCGCAUGUUGCAUUUGUGCAGGGCCCGCGCAGUCAAAAGUCAGCGCGGGUGGACCUGUGAGCAACGGGAGUUGCAAAGCGGAGGACGGACAACGCGGGACAGAGCCUGGGCAGUGGUGCCGCACUGCGCUUGCACACGGCCUGGAAGCGGAGAAAGGGGGUUGUGGGCGAGCAGUGCGACGAGGGCUCGUUGCGCCCGUUUGCUAUAAAAAGUGAGCGCUCGCGCCUUGAAAACCACGCCAGAGGAGAUUUCCUUCUCACCACUCCACCCGCUGCGACACAGCUCAUCGUUUCGUGCCUCUGCUGCCUCUGCUUCCUCUGCUUCCCGUG
This is a messenger RNA of Ascoidea rubescens DSM 1968, 401 nucleotides long. RefSeq lists its product as uncharacterized. NCBI's taxonomy places the organism in Eukaryota, Fungi, Ascomycota, Saccharomycetes, Ascoideales, Ascoideaceae. The coding region runs from base 77 to 280 and encodes 67 amino acids. The record is from RefSeq and is a predicted model, not a curated record. The transcript has a single exon.